AUGGCUUUUGCCAAUGUUUCAAUGAUUAUGCAAUCUAUUAACUCAAUUGUUAAUGAUACGGUAGGUUUUGGCGGGAAAUUCGGCAUUUUUUGAAACUAAAUAAGCCUGGGCUUGUUUGGUGUCAAAAAACGUGGAAUUUUUUCCACAUGCCUAAACUGGGCCCCAAAUUUUCCAAUAAAAAUUCCAGGUCGAUCCACAAAUGACAUUUCUGACAAUGAUAAUUGUCGUCGUUCAGACGGCUAUUAAAGCCGUUUUGAUGUAUUUGUGCUAUAAGCGAGCGUCAAACUCCAGUCUAGUUAUAGCCAUGGAUUUGAGGUACAGUACUUUGGGGCUUUAAGGAACCUUAGGAGGUUGCCAGAAUCUCAUUUUCCUGGCUUCAGAAAUGACUUGGUCACCCGCUCCCUGGCCUUGGUGUGCGGAUAUUUGGGUGACUAUGUUUGGCGUCUGGCAGAUCCGGUUGGUGCAAUUUGUGUUUGCACGUGGAUCGCAUUUUCGUGGUGUCAAAAUGCUAUCGAGAAUAUUCCGCAACUUACCGGAAGAGCUGCGGAACGAGAUCAGAUGGCUAGAAUUUUGAAUAUCGCUGUCAAACAUGACAAGAGGAUUCAGUGAGUUCAUGGGGUACUGUAGAAUUUUUUAGCGCGAAAAUUUGGAAUUUUUUGAAUCCAAACAUGUCUAGGGUUACUGUAUUUUUCAGAUUCAUCGAUCAUUCAAUGAUCUACUAUACUGGUCAAAAUGCACAAGUCGAAUUGCACAUUGUUUUGGACGAAAAUAUGAAGCUGAAACAGACGCACGACAUUUCACACGAUUUGGAGAAGAAAAUACAGAAAUUGGAUUUUGUUGAACGUUGUUUUGUACAUGUGGAUUAUAAUUGUGAUGGGGAUUGA
This is a messenger RNA of Caenorhabditis angaria, 884 nucleotides long. NCBI's taxonomy places the organism in Eukaryota, Metazoa, Nematoda, Chromadorea, Rhabditida, Rhabditidae. The record is from the annotation of a GenBank genome assembly.